GUAGAACGGUGCGGCGGAUUUUUGGAUUUUUGACUUCCACAGCUGAUCUGCGCAGGAAGCCAAGCAACUUGUUAGCCUUGGCACAACGGUCAAAGGUGUGUUUUGACCAGGUAAGCGCACCAGUAACCCAAAUACCUAGGUCUUUCUCUUCCGAUGAAAUUUCCAGUAAUUUGCUAUUUAUCUCGUAGGAGAAGUCGAUCGGGUUCUUUUUCCUGGUAAUUUGCUGAAGCUUGCACUUGUCUUGAUUAAAUACAAUCCCGGAAUUAGUUGACCAAUUGCCCAGACUAUUCAGAUCACUCUGAAGCAAGCUAGCAUCCGAAAUGGAGUCAAUGCACUUAAAUACCUUAGUGUCAUCUGCGAAAGAUGAAACCUUGGAGUUCUUUACGGCAUCUGGAAGGUUGUUCACGUAGAGGAGGAAAGUAUAGGGCCUAAUUUUGAACCUUGUGGUACUCCUGACUGUACAAGUUUUUCAGAGGAGGUGGCGCCUAGCACAGUAACGCGUUGCCUACGGUCUAACAAGUAGGUCUUGAACCAACAGAGCAAGUUACCAGAAAUGUUGAAGCAGUUGUUUAGCUUAUUGAAUAGGGUUUAUGGUUAACUUUGUCGAAGGCUUUUGAUAUGUCCAUAUAGAUAACAUCUGUUGGCUUACCAGCAUCCAGCAAGGACCCAAUGUAAUCUUGUACCGCUAACAGUUGGGUUGUACAUGAUUUUCCCGGAAUGAAUCCGUUUUGAAAACAGUUGAUCAAAUCUAGAAAGUGAUCUCUUGCAUUUCUAAGCACACACCGUUCCAAGACUUUAGAUAUGACACUGAGGAGUGCGAUGGGUCUAUAGUUCUCAACAUAACAUUUAUCUCCAUUUCAUGCACAGGGACGAUGUUCGCAAGCUUCCAGUCGUCAGGAAAAACGCCACAGCUGAGUGAACUAUUAAAAAGCUCGGACAGUGAUGGUGCAAUCUGUUGUGCAGUCUCUUUAAGAAGUCGAGGAGGAAUGCCGUCGGGACCUGUGGCCUUGUUGGGGUCGAGAGCUACAAGUGAAUUUAGAACUUCCUCGGUUGUUAGGAAAAUAUCAGAGAGAGAGCGUGUUCUGGAGUUGGAGACGUAAUGAGAGGCGGGGACAGAUGCCCUUCCGAUUCGGAGCGGUUGAAGACUUACGCAAAGUAGUCAUUAAACAUUUCUUAGAUAGUAACAGGGGUGGAUGCGGAGCGAAUUUUGGACUGAGCACUGUACCCCAUCAUCCUUCCCAAGUGACAUGGUUUCAGAAAUUCUAGACUCUUUCCUGCUAAGCUUAAAGAUCGACCAUAAUCUCUUUGGGAUUAACACAAAGUUAUGUACAAGUGUUCAAUUUGUUUACACAAAGUGCAGAAAUUUUAAUCGACCACAAAUUCCUCGUUUGUAAUAUCCUAACAUUUUCUGGCAGUAACUGUUUAUUUAUAGAGUUUCAUUCGUGAAUAUUUCUUCCCCAGACUAUAUACCUUUCUCCAGCAAUGCGUUUUGUCAACGAUUGUAUUUUAGAAUGCAACAUACGACAAGGAGACUCAAAAUUACUCACAAACUUUAUUAAGGAUUGUUGAACCUAAUCCCCAAUGCCCCCGCAUAAUUUUAUAGUGUGAGAACUUAUAAAGAAUUUGAAUGACCGCGGGCAAGCGUUGGGAGGGAGUAAGUUACACACACUUUUUAAAGCGUCACUAAUGUGUUCAAUUUUCCUCUGCAUGUUUUGUAACUGGAAGAUUUUCCAGAGAGGACACCGUGUUAAAAUUGGGCUCGGGUUUCCAAUUAUUGAAACGCGCGAUUGGCAGCUGCUAAUAAGAAUCCAUUGACAAUUAAAUCAGAAAAAAAAAGCUUGGCAGGAAGAGGUACAGAUUAAUGUAAAAUUUACAAUGGUUAUAUUUACCACGGCGCUUCUUACUUAUUUUGGUUGUUCAGUUCUUACAUCUAUGUUUUCUCUGAACUUAUUUUGUGUUUUAAUAUAUAAUAAAAUUACUUUAAUUGUAUAUCCAGUGUAAAAAAUACAAGUAUUUUGCAGACCGAAAGCGAAUGUUCGAUCGAUACUGAUAAUCCUGAACUAAAUGCCAUCCAAUUCCAAAUUAUAAAACGAUUUAGUAAUGCUCACGCAGUGUGCUCACCUUACACCAGUGGUUCAUCCAGAAUACAUAAAAUAUGGACAUAUAUAAAUCAAAAAUAAUCUGAAUGUUAGCAGGAAAAAGAAAACAAAUAUAUUAUAGUCAUUUUAAAUGAUUAGUCGUUUCUAUGGUGUGUCAGAUGAGAUAGUGGGAAGUAAUGGGUUUCCAAUAACAAAAAAUCAGUAUUUAUCUCUACCAUGAGGUUAUGUUUUCGUCCGCUUUUACCUGUUUGUCAGCACGACAACUCAAAAAAUGUCAAAUGCAUUAAUACAACAUAUAUAUAUGUUCAUGGGCCCAGUGGACAUUGCCUGGGAGAAAAUUGAUCGAACCCCGAUUAAAUUUGGAUGGAAAUUGGAUGAGAAAUGAGGAAACGUUGGUCUUGGUUUGCCAGGCACUGCAAACUAAAUGCGUAAUUAACGCAUUGAAUAAUUUAUCCACAUUACAAUACUGGAUUCACUGGCAGAUCUCCGAGUCUGUGCAGUCUCUGAGUGCAUGCCCUCUUUUAGUUUAUUGUUAAUUUAUUAUUCCCAUUUAUCAUAGCUAUCGUCUACAUCAACCUAUUCAAUGCCGGAUAUUCUCGGAUUAUACAUCUGAAAGCACUGCUCAUUGGCAUUGGCGUAUAGUUUCAAGGUUGUAAAGGGUUUCUGCAUAUACGUAAGAUGUUUGGGAACACUAGCAUUUGCAACCUUAAUGGAAGCAAGAUCCUCUUUAACCAUAGAACUACAACAACUUUCAAAUGGUUUUGGGACGGUGGCGGUUUUGAUCACAACAGAUGUGUGCAAAUUAUUACAAACAUUUAAAUAUCGUACAUACAUGAGAAAAAUCAUUUAAAAGAACGACAAUACAAAUAAAAUGUAAAGAUCGUAACCAUCCAUAACACCGAAUUUAAUGCGAAACACGCGAAUUUAUAGAGAAACAUGUGAAUUGCUUCAUAGCUCAAAAUAGCUCGUAUUCCAGCGUGUUCCCAAUAAGAGCCUGGGUACGAGGUUGGCGUGUUCCAGGUAUUCCAGGUGCGGUUCCGGGUGUUCCGUGUGGGGUUCCGGAUUUUACAGACACCUAAAAUUAGCGGGCAACUUAAUUAAUUUUACAUAGUCAAUAAAGAAUCUGUUUGUAUAUUUAGGGUGAUAAGAUCACGCAAAACCAAAGUUAACGUCCAUAUCGGCAUAAAUGAGAUACUAAUUUGUAAGAAACAAUGAGAGAUAUUUUGUAGAAAGUGAAUGUUCCAAGACGGCAUAAUGCAUAACAUAACAAAACCUUUUUUCUGCGUUGGUGUAAUGUACUCAGGUGAAUAUGAUGCUCAUAAUGUUACUCUUAGUGUAUAUCCACACCGGCCAAGCUUGAAAAAUAUGCCUGACCACGGUGGGAAUCGAACCUACGACCUUUGGCAUACCAGCCCAAUGCUCUGCCAACUGAGCUACGCGGUCAGGUCGGUUCGAGUGUGUGAUACUUCUGAAUAGAAUGUAGUUCCUUCGAUAUAUCAAUGUAACCUAUAGUAAUCAUGACUUUUUCUGUGUUGGUGUAAUGUACUCACGUGAAUAUGAUGCUUGUGAUCAACUCUGAGUGUAUAUCCACACCGAGCAAGCUUGAAAAGUAUGCCUGACCACGGUGGGAAUCGAACCUACGACCUCUGGAAUACCAGCCCAAUGCUCUGCCAACUGAGCUACGCGGUCCGGUCGGUUCGAAUAUGCGACAUUUCGGAACAGAAUCUAGUUCCUUCGAUAUCAAUAUACCUAUCAAUCCAGAUAUCAAGGUAACCUAGAUUUUGAUCCGAAAUAUCACACACCCGAACCGACCUGACCGCGUAGCUCAGUUGCCGGAGCAUUGGGCUGGUAUUCCAAAGGUCGUAGGUUCGAUUCCCAGAGUGGUCAGGCAUAUUUUUCAAGCUUGCCCAAUGUGGAUAUACACUGACAUGCAGUAACAUCACAAGCAUCAUAACAAAACCUGACAAAUGUACUGUAAAUUAAUUAUAAUUUGAACAGGUAUUGGUGAAGGCUUUUGUUUACAGAAUAUUCUUGUUUAGUUUACACUUCCAAUAAAAAUUAUUAAUAUCUUAUUUCUUAUGCCAUGCACCCAUUAACUUGCUAAUACAACUAAAGGCACCGCUCAACCUGCCCCUGGAUUUUUGAGCCUGUUGCAAGGCAUUCACUGUAUAGAAAAGCUUUUUAAAGGAGAAUGGCCCAAGACAACAAGUGCUGUAAACAUUAAACAUUACAUUCCAAUCAUGACAUUACACAAAUUAUUACAGUGCAUGAGCAUGUUUGGCCCAACGGACAGUAUACCCAUUUUUACCUUAAAUAUUCAAUGACGUGACUUCAUGUCAUACACUCAAUCCUCUUCACGUUUGUCUCUCCAAAUAUGUCUUUACUAAAACUCUUCUUAGUAUAAGCACAAUGAAAAAAUGAAAAAAUUAACAAUUAUUCGCCGAAGGCGAAGUAAUUACCGGUGAAUAUUCACCGAGACCAAGUCUAGGUGAAUAUUCACCGUAAUCACUGAGCCUGAAGCGAAUAAUUGUUUUAGUAUAAAUUUUUAAUGAAUAAAACAAAAUAUCCAAAUAUCAGUUUAAUAAAUAAAAUUCAGAAAUGAAACUGUCCCCGGUCAGUUUUACGGUUACAUUUUUAGUGUUGAAGUGUUUCUUGUACAUGGACGCACACCUUCAAAAUGGCUUCCUCUGUGAUUUUAUUGCUUUAUUACAGUUUGUUUUUCUCGAUUUCUGCUUAGAAAAUAAACACAAUGAUGCGAUGACUUUUUCACCAGACUAAAGAAUAGUUUCUGUUUAGCAUUAAUUUGUUCAGGAAAUGGCUGAGAAAAGUGGUAAAGUGGAAUGUAAAACAAUUGCACAAAUGCCUCGAAAUAAAGUUUUAAUACACUUUUCACUUUUUAUACGAGUUUCGAAAACACAAUACAGCAGCAGGACACCAUACAGCACAAUGAAAACAUGACAUAUCAAAAUAAAUAGUAUCGUACAAAUUGAGAUAUCUAUAGGGUACAAAACAGAAUAAAAGAAUAUCACGGCAAGGUUUUGCCCAACAGUCGGGAUAGUUUUUUUUAUUUGUUUGAAGUGAAUGUUUCGGAGUUUUAACUAAAAGUUUUAAAUUGUCCGUGAAUAUGUUUGACACAGUAAAAUAACAAAGGAAUCCCAUCUUUCAAGUUAAAUACAACAUUUUCUGCUUUUUUCGUUUUCUGGGGACGAUUAUUUCAAUAUUUCGUCGAUUUUGAAACCAAACUUGCCGAAUCAAUGCCAAUGGGAAUCGUUCUUUUUGAAAAGCAUUAUUUAUUAGUCAGGUGGUAAAUAAUGCGUCAGAUUUACCAGUCAAUUAGCCAAUCAGAACGGGCGAAAGCUCAUUUGAUAUGCAAAAUUUAUACUAACAGUUGAUAUAUUAUUUCCUUGUGGUAACAUAUUAUUUUUUAAUUUUAGAUUCAAAUAUGUCAAAUGUGCCAUGGGAAAGCGAAGAAAAACGCAACUACAUUUGUAUCCAAAAUAUCAUCAUUGAUGUUGUAAGUGAAGGAUUGCGGAAAGUUUUUAAAAAGGAAUGGAACACUCGUUAUCAGGCAAGCUUCGGAGCAUGGGAUGACACCAAUGUAAGUGGUCAGCAGUUGUUUCACCUGGAAAAUACACGGCCCGACCAAACAAGAACAUGUACCAGGCAAAAUUUCAACAUGGAGACACAAAUCAGUGGGAUUGCUCUGUGCUUUUUGAUGCCAUUCUGUAUUCCAACUCGAUCGGUAAAUCAAGUCUGAAUCCAACAAUUAGGACUGAAGUGGGCAAUAUUCGAAUUAUGCGAAAUAAAAUUAUGCAUGCUGAUGAAACAACCGUAUCUGAUACUGACUUCCAAACCAUGAUCAGUGAUGUUGAAAAUAUAUUUAUAACACUCGGUCUUCCAGUUAAUGAAAUCACGCAAAUGAAAAUUGAGAGAAACCUUUACAAAUCAUUUCAAGUUUUACCUACAAAACCAACCCACGAAGUUGUUUACCGUGGUGAGAAAGCCAACGAAAUAAAACAAGAACUCCAAACGUUACGAAUUAAUUGCGAUGGCAAACUUACAUAUUUAUAUAUUUCUGGAAUUCCCGGAAGUGGAAAAUCGCAGCUAUCCCGGCAACUGUGCGAGAAUUUGUUCAAUGGCGUAAAUUUGGAAACAGAGACAACAUUUGUAAUGACAUUGAAUGCAAAAGAUUUAGAUUCUCUUCUUGACGGGUACGAAGAUUUUUGUCGACGUCUAAAUUGUUCUGAAAGUGUAUUGAUAAAUGUAAUGAAUUCAUGCAAACAAAAAGAUGGAAAGAUCAAAGAUUUACGAUCACUGAUUGAAAACAGAAUCAAGAAUUGGAAAAUGUGGUGGAUUAUAGUAGACAACGUGGAACAUUUCGAGGACAUUUCACCCCUACUACCUCAAAUGGGUGACAAAGUUUGGAAUAAUGGUCAAAUUAUAUUAACAAUACAGAAUACAACUGCAGUUCCUUCUGACAGUGCUUUUACUAAACAUAUUUCUCUCAGUCGUGGUAUGAAGGACCAAGAAUGUCGUCAGUUACUUUUCUUAUUGUCAGGAACUGAUGCUAAUGAUACACUGUUAGAUGAAGUUGCUGAGAAGUUAGAUCACCAACCUUUGGCUAUGGCUGCUGCAGCUGUAUAUUUUAAAAAAGUAAUCGACACAAAGUGUGGUCCAAAAUUUUCCUGGCAUGAUUAUUUAGAGAAGCUAAAAGGUAAAAGAGAAGUAACAGAAGAACAUCUUCUCAAAAUCAGUUCUGCUUAUCCAUCCACCAUGUCGGCGGCGGUGUACCUAGUUGUUGAAAAAUCUGCAGAAAAUAGUUUCGUUUUAAAGCACACAUUCUACCUUUUUUCUCUGAUAUCCUUUGAACCACUGCCAGUUGAUAUUAUUGUCGAAUACAUUCAGCGGCUUGAUCAAAACUGUGAUAAAGAGGAUAUUUAUCUGGCGUUGAAAGAGUGUUCCCUUUUUCUUUUUACAGAAAAAGAUUUGGAUGUUCGUCUACAUCGUGUUGUCCAAGAAGCAAUUAAAUCAUUUAGUGAUUGCAAAGAAACUGAAACUAAAGACAACUCUUGCAGUACUACUGCUAAUAUUGACAUUGCAAGCAGAGUUCAAAAUGUCGUCAGAGCCCUUUACUCUUUCAAAAUCAGGGAUGAUAAAAUCAAGAUGAUUGCACAUUUGAAAGCAUUUAAUGCAGCAGUUGAAAAACUAUUUCCUCCAAAAAACUCAUUAUAUUUAAUUAGCUUAGGCUUCGAAAAACGUGAAAUUUAUCAAAUAUAUCUGUUUUUUGGGCAAACUUUAGAAUACUACUCUGAGUUGAAACUCGCUGUGGCAUUUCAUAAUGUAAAUCUUCAGAUCUGGACAGGAUCUGCAGAAGAGCACAAUUAUGAGCGUUGUAUAUUUCCCCACCUCGGCACAUUAUACUGGAAAAUGGGCGAUUUCAAACAGGCUUUACAUUAUCAUCAACGAGCACUGGAAAUUCAACAAAAACAACUAGGUUCAAACCAUGUUGAUGUUGCAGCUUCUUAUAACAACAUUGGAUUGGUGUGUGGUGAUAAAGGUGAGCUGGACCAGGCUAAAGAUUACCAUCAACGAGCACUGGAAAUUCAACAAAAACAACUAGGUUCAAACCAUGUUGAUGUUGCAGCUUCUUAUAACAACAUUGGAUUGGUGUGUGGUGAUAAAGGUGAGCUGGACCAGGCUAAAGAUUACCAUCAACGAGCACUGGAAAUUCAACAAAAACAACUAGGUUCAAACCAUGUUGAUGUUGCAGCUUCUUAUAACAACAUUGGUGCGGUGUGUCGUGAUAAAGGUGAGCUGGACCAGGCUAAAGAUUACCAUCAACGAGCACUGGAAAUUCGACAAAAACAACUAGGUCCAAACCAUGUUAAAGUUGCAGCUUCUUAUAACAACAUUGGUAUGGUGUGUCGUGAUAAAGGUGAGCUGGACCAGGCUAAAGAUUACCAUCAACGAGCACUGGAAAUUCGACAAAAACAACUAGGUCCAAACCAUGUUCAUGUUGCAGCUUCUUAUAACAACAUUGGUACGGUAUGUCGUGAUAAAGGUGAGCUGGACAAGGCUAAAGAUUACCAUCAACGAGCACUGGAAAUUCAACAAAAACAACUAGGUUCAAACCAUGUUGAUGUUGCAGCUUCUUAUAACAACAUUGGUGUGGUGUGUGGUGAUAAAGGUGAGCUGGACCAGGCUAAAGAUUACCAUCAACGAGCACUGGAAAUUUGACAAAAACAACUAGGUCCAAACCAUUUUAAUGUUGCAGCUUCUUAUAACAACAUUGGUAUGGUGUGUCGUAAUAAAGGUGAGCUGGACAAGGCUAAAGAUUAUUAUCAACGAGCACUGGAAAUUCGACAAAAACAACUAGGUCCAAACCAUGUUGAUGUUGCAGCUUCUUAUAACAACAUUGGUGUGGUGUGUCGUGAUAAAGGUGAGCUGGACCAGGCUAAAGAUUACUAUCAACGAGCACUGGAAAUUCGACAAAAACAACUAGGUCCAAACCAUUUUGAUGUUGCAGCUUCUUAUAACAACAUUGGUAUGGUGUGUCGUGAUAAAGGUGAGCUGGACCAGGCUAAAGAUUACCAUCAACGAGCACUGGAAAUUCGACAAAAACAACUAGGUCCAAACCAUGUUCAUGUUGCAGCUUCUUAUAACAACAUUGGUACGGUAUGUCGUGAUAAAGGUGAGCUGGACAAGGCUAAAGAUUACCAUCAACGAGCACUGGAAAUUCAACAAAAACAACUAGGUUCAAACCAUGUUGAUGUUGCAGCUUCUUAUAACAACAUUGGUUUGGUGUGUGGUGAUAAAGGUGAGCUGGACCAGGCUAAAGAUUACCAUCAACGAGCACUGGAAAUUCGACAAAAACAACUAGGUUCAAACCAUUUUGAUGUUGCAGCUUCUUAUAACAACAUUGGUGUGGUGUGUGGUGAUAAAGGUGAGCUGGACCAGGCUAAAGAUUCUAUCAACGAGCACUGGAAAUUCGACAAAAACAACUAGGUCCAAACCAUGUUAAAGUUGCAGCUUCUUAUAACAACAUUGGUGUGGUGUGUGGUGAUAAAGGUGAGCUGGACCAGGCUAAAGAUUACCAUCAACGAGCACUGGAAAUUCGACAAAAACAACUAGGUCCAAACCAUGUUGAAGUUGCAGCUUCUUAUAACAACAUUGGUAUGGUGUGUCGUGAUAAAAGUGAGCUGGACCAGGCUAAAGAUUACCAUCAACGAGCACUGGAAAUUCGACAUAAACAACUAGGUCCAAACCAUGUUGAUGUUGCAACUUCUUAUAAGAACAUUGGUAGGUGCGUCGUGAUAUAGGUGAGCUAGACCAGGCUAAAGAUUAUCAUCAAUGAGCACUUGAAAUUCAACAAAAGCAACUAGGUCCAAACCAUGUUGAUGUUGCAACUUCUUAUAAGAAACUGGUCAUAAAGGGGGGUGGCUGGAAAAAACAGGAUGUGGUAGAUCGAAUUUUGGAUUUCUAAUUUUAACAGCAGUUUUGGGAUGGGUCAUAGUAAAAUGUGCUUGAUUUAUAUAAAUUUCAAAAGGUGGUGAACGUUAUUAAAUAUUAUCUUUUAUUUUUACAAAACAUGGUUGGAGAAAUGUCAAUGAAGAAAUACAAUAUGUAUUAAACACAAAGUUGCGGAGAAUAUAUAUUUGCAUUUAAUCACGGCUAAUUUAUCACGGUUUUAUCAGGGAUAAAUAAAAUAAAGGGGAACUCCAGUCCAAAUACAAGUGUGGUUUAUAUGAAAGAUCUUCCCCUUAUUAGAAUGUUCCUCAAGUAUUUCGGUCUAAAUAUUAAUAGUAAAGGAGAAAUUGCUUGUCAAAGUUUGCGAUUUUGUCAAAUUUGGGCGCCAUGUUGUUCUUUUCACUGCAGACUCGGAUUUGUCCAGCGCCCUCAUUUUUGACGUCAUUGCGUGCUUCGAAGGUGUUGUUCAUAUAGAAAACUAUGGCUUUGUAUGGCGAUUUAAUAAGAUAUCGAUUAUUUCUCUGCUUCUAAUUCUUUAAUUAAUGUGAGUUUAGACCGAUUUAACAGAGAUAUUUUACAGACGGAGAUAUUUUACAUUGCCGAGCUUCUGUCUAAGGUGAAUCAAGAGUUGCCAGGUCAUGUUCAUGUUGGUGUACGGAAAGCUUGCGCAGAAUUAAAUAAUUAUAUGUUGCGGUUGUUGCCCUGUGUGGAUCUGGCUCUUGUUGGACUCUCGGAUCCAAUUUGCCUGAAUAUCGAUGCUGCGUUUGCGUUCAGCAACGAUUUAUCGGUUGAUGAGACUUCUGUUUAG
Molecule: messenger RNA, 10374 nt
Organism: Paramuricea clavata
Lineage: Eukaryota; Metazoa; Cnidaria; Anthozoa; Malacalcyonacea; Plexauridae
Source: the annotation of a GenBank genome assembly